GAACGGGAGAUACUACUACUACUACACCAGGGGGCAGUGAUGGCGGGGUUCUCAGUGGAGGGAGAGGACGAGCAGGAGGUGGAGGAGGUGCCCGGCGGCUCCGUGCUCGGCAGGCGGCGCCGCCCACCUUCCUCCGACCACCCGUCGGAGCAGGGAGAAGGCAGCCGGAGCCGACGCCGGCGCCUGCCCGUCAAGGAUGAAGAGGGUGGCGGAGAAGGAGAAGAGGAGGAGGAGGAGGAGGAGGAGGAGGACGACGACGACGACGACGACGACGGGGAGUCGGACAGCGAUGGGGGAGACGAGCUGAACCUGAGCGAGGAAGAAUCGGAAGAGCAGGGUGGGGACCGAUCGGUGUCCACGGAAGGGUGCGGGGACGACGCCUCGUACGGUCGUGGCGGGUCCUCCCCUCCGUACGGCCGGACGGGCGGGCCGCUGGAGUUCACUCUCGAGGACCCGGAUGUGCUCGACUGCCCCGUCUGUCUCGAGCCCUUGUCGCUCCCGGUUUUUCAGUGUAAUAAUGGGCACGUAGUUUGCUCUACCUGCUGCAGAAAGAUCAGGAACAAAUGCCCGUCCUGCACUGUGCCUAUCGGCUACAUCAGAUGCCGCGCCAUGGAGAAGAUCCUGGAGUCUAUCCAGAUGGCAUGUCCAAAUGCAGAGUUUGGCUGCAAUCAGAAGUUUGCUUACCACAUGAAAAAUGACCAUGAGAAGACGUGUCCGUUCGCUCCUUGUUUGUGUCCCUUUUCAAGCUGCAACUAUGUUGGCUCGUUUAGGAUGUUAGUGAAGCACUUCAGCACCAAGCAUGGGGCUUCUCCAACAUCCUUCCGUUUCAACUUCAACACCUCUCUCCUGAUGAACGCCGAGACGGAGGUCUGUUUGCUUAAAGAAGAGAGAGAAGGUGUUCUCUUUGUCUUGAAAAAGGAAACUGUGAACCUGGGCAGCAAGAUCAAGAUCAGUUGCAUUGGCCCCUUGCCAAAGGCGGCUUAUUUGUACGACGUAGUCGCAAAUUCUCGGGAAACCUCUCUCAGGCUUCGCACUUGCACCAAGAGCGUUCCAGACUUCGAAUUUAAUCCUAAUCUGGAGCCCUACCUUUUGGUGCCAAGAGGGUACGUCGAUGAUUUCUUGGGCCUCAAGUUUGAAUUGUGCAUUUGGCGUAGCGGAGCAAUACAUGUAUUCGAGCGCAUUGGCUUGAGUAACCACCUCUAUAUUUUUCAGCCUUUUCAGCUAGCCUCGCACGUUGGCCUAACAAAUCGGAAGGGGGAGAUACUACAACACCAGAAGGCAGUGAUGGCGAGAUUCUCGGUGGAGGGAGAGGACGAUGAGGAGGAGGAGGAGGGGGUACCCGGCGGCGGCGGCUCCGUGCUCGGCAGGCGGCGCCGCCCACCUUCCUUCAGCCACCCGUCGGAGGAAGGUGAAGGCAGCCGGAGCCGGAGCCGGAGCCGGAGCCGGCGCCGGCCCGUCAAGGAAGAAGAGGGUGGCGGAGAAGAAGAGGGGGAGGACGACCGGGAUUCGGACAGUGAAGGGGGGGACGAGUCGAACCGGAGCGAGGGAGGAUCGGAAGAGCGGGAUGGAGACCGAUCGGUGUCCACGGAACGGCACGGGGACGGGGCCUCGUACGGUCGUGGUCGGUCCCCUUCGUAUGGCCGGACGGUUGGGCCGCUGGAGGUCACUCUCGAGGACCCAGAUGUGCUUGACUGCGCCGUCUGUCUCGAGCCCCUGUCGAUCCCGGUUUUUCAGUGUGAUAAUGGGCACGUAGCUUGCUCUACCUGCUGCAGAAAGAUCAGGAACAAAUGCCCGUCCUGCUCUAUGCCUAUCGGCUACAUCAGAUGCCGCGCCAUGGAGAAGAUCCUGGAGUCUUUAAAGAUGGCAUGUCGAAAUGCAGAGUUUGGCUGCAAUCAGAAGUUUCCUUACCACAUGAAAAGUGACCAUGAGAAGACGUGUCCGUUCGCUCCUUGUUUGUGUCCCUUUUCAAGUUGCAACUACGUUGGCUCGUUUAGGAUGUUAGUGAAGCACUUCAGCACCAAGCACAGGGCUUCUCCGACAUCCUUCCGUUUCAACUUCAAUACCUCUCUCUUGAUGAAUGCUGAGACGGAGGUCUGUUUGCUUAAAGAAGAGAGAGAAGGUGUUCUCUUUGUCUUGAAAAAUGAAACCGUAGACCUGGGCAGCAAGAUCAAGAUCAGUUGCAUUGGCCCCUUGCCAAAGGCGGCUUAUAAGUACGACAUAGUCGCAAAUUCUCGGGAAAGCUCUCUCAAGCUCUGCACUUGCACCAAGAGCCUUCCAGACUUCGAAUAUAAUCCGAAUCUGGGGCCCUACCUUUUGGUGCCGAGAGGGUUCUACGAUGAUUUCUCGGGCCUCAAGUUUGAAGCGUGCAUAUGGCGUAGCGGGGCAAUAGACUAAAGCCGUUGAUAUUUUCUCUUUCGUUCUUUCAUUCUCUUUUAUCUUUUUUUUGCCAAAUAUGCUGUUGAUUCAUCAGUAGGAACUUCACUUUGAAUAAUCGACUGAGUAAGUGUCAUCUUGCUUCAAAUCCUUCACCCAGAAGACAUUUCUUGAUGAACAGAUGAAUUGUUUUAAGAAGAAUGAUCAGUUGAAUUGGGUA
Messenger RNA from Syzygium oleosum, 2593 nucleotides. RefSeq lists its product as uncharacterized. The coding region runs from base 40 to 2394 and encodes 784 amino acids. Lineage: Eukaryota; Viridiplantae; Streptophyta; Magnoliopsida; Myrtales; Myrtaceae. The record is from RefSeq and is a predicted model, not a curated record. The transcript is spliced from 5 exons. Gene Ontology annotation, molecular function: zinc ion binding.